AUGGCACCUGCAGUGCCGUCUGAGUGGGACAUGCCGCGGCUGCGGUAUUCGCUCAAUUUCGAGUCAGCCAAGCUGGCCGUUGGCUUACACGAUGUUAUCACGCUGCAGGAUACCAAGAGCAAUGCCGAAGAUGCCAACUCGGACACAGAGUUCUUUGAUGUCAAGUUUUAUCCUUACAACCCGCCAGGCAGCAAUCCGGUAUUUGCUGCCGUGAGCAAACGACAUAUAUUCGUCUGCCGACUCAUACAGACCAAGGACACAAAUCCCUGUGAGAUCAUCCGCGUGAUCCGCGAUGAAGAUGUAUGUUGCCCACCGGGAACUAGGACGAGCUUCUGGUGUUCCCCCCAGUCCACUGCUAAUGACAACCAGGAGGGUGCUUUGAACUGCUCAUGUACAUGGGCACUAGAUCCGGAGACCGAGCGGGCAUUGCUCUGUGUCGCCGGCCGCGAUGCCAAAGUCAAGGUCUACAAUAUACACGACGGCGAGGCAGUGACCUCUUUUGUUGGCCAUGGAGGAGAAAUCAACGAUCUUGCUACGUCGCCAACCAACCCCCAUCUCAUCGUAUCAGCCUCGGAUGACACGACUGUCCGGUUAUGGAGCCUUGAUCCUGUCCACAAGAAGCAGCCCUGUGUGUGUCUGCUCGGCGGCGAAGGCCAUUCGUGGAAUCUGCUGAGCGUGGCGUUCCACGACACCGGUCGCUAUGUCAUAUCGGCAGGGCAUGAUCAAGUCAUCAAUCUUUGGACACUGCCUGAUAUCCCAAACGAGCAUGUCGAGGUCCCCAUCAUUGUCCACUUCCCGCACUUUUCAACCUCCGAGAUCCACACCGGGCUUAUCGACUGCGUCGCCUUUUACGGCGACCUCAUCCUCUCUCGCGCCUGCUUGGAGGACGUCAUUGUCCUUUGGCGCAUCGAGGGUUUUGAUUCCACGGCCGAGCCACCCUCACCUGAGCAAGCCCCUUCCAACCAGGACACCACCAAGCUCACGCGCUCCGCCUUCCACGUGCCACUUAUCACGUCACCGUCGGCCGUUGCGUCCGCCAAUGCCAACGCGGUGGCCAGCACCACGCCUCAGUACACCCGGCUCCUGCAGCUGCACACGCCCGGGUGCGGGCCCCAGUUCUUUAUGCGGUUUGGUCUCUUCAACGUCGCGGGACACCACCCAAUGCUGGCCUUUUGCAAUGCCUCCGCCAAGAUUUUUUUUUGGGACUUUACGUGUUUCAGCGCCUACCGGCAGUUUAUGACGGCCAACUAUCGGCGCGAGCGCCUGGGGGCACGGCCAGGCGGGGCCGAGCUGGAUGAGGGGCCGGUACCACGCCCGCCGUGGAUGCGGAUUGUCGUGCCUAGGAAGCGACCUAUAGGAAACGGCGGGAACACCAACAGCAGCGGUACGAUCGGCACCAACAACCCAGGAGGACGUCGGCUUAGAGACGCCGCCAACGGUCCGGGACUGCUGGGUGCCGUGGCUCGGGACGGCGACGGCAGCGACCGCGAGUCGUCUGUCGUGUCUGGUGCGCAGGGUGUCCCAGGCGCAGCGUCUGCUGCCACACCAACGGCGACCAGCAGCACCAGUGCCGGUGCCACGCCAAAAGGCAGAAGUGCCGUCGGCUACCGCCUGAGCGACCUCUACAACCAGGAGACGUUGGACGACUGGAACAGCAAGUACAACGCCAACGACCCACACGUGCUCGUCAAAGCCCACAAGGCAGAGACCACCAAGGGCUUGUCAGCCGUCGGACGACAGGCGGCCUGGAGUCCUGAGGGCGAGUGGUGUGUGGUUGUGGGCAGCAACAGCCGCGUGAUGAUCCUGCAGCGGUGGGCGAACAGCGACCCCAGCCACCCUGUCGAUGAGGCCGAGUAG
This is a messenger RNA of Sporothrix schenckii 1099-18, 1857 nucleotides long. Its product is annotated as polycomb protein EED. The record is from RefSeq and is a predicted model, not a curated record. The transcript has 8 exons. Gene Ontology annotation, cellular component: ESC/E(Z) complex. Bases 1 to 1857 code for a protein of 618 amino acids. Gene Ontology annotation, molecular function: nucleosome binding; protein binding. NCBI's taxonomy places the organism in Eukaryota, Fungi, Ascomycota, Sordariomycetes, Ophiostomatales, Ophiostomataceae. Gene Ontology annotation, biological process: negative regulation of transcription by RNA polymerase II.